GUGAUCCGUGUUCACCAGUAGGAGAUGAGCUCGGACGACCCCUCCCACUUCACUGAACCUAGAACGCGCGUCAACAGCCUCAGCGCUGCUAAAUCGAAUCACUCGGCGGUCGAUUGCUCUCACCUGAAGCGAACAUGGCAGAUACAGAAGCCCAGUUUUCUAUUCCUGAAUUCAACAUCCCUCUACAAAUGGACCCUUAUCUCAAACCGUAUGUGAAGGACUAUGAAAGGAGAUAUGGUUUGUUUCAGAAGCAGUUGAUGCUCCUGGAGGAGGCUGAAGGGGGCUUUGAUCAGUUCACACGCAGCUAUAAAACCUUCGGAGCACAUCGCUUGCCGGACAACAGCCUCGUAUUUAAAGAGUGGGCUCCAGCGGCUGAAGCUCUGUUCCUAACUGGAGACUUUAAUGGCUGGGAUAAAUUUUCUCACCCAUAUAAGAAGAUGGAGUUUGGGAAAUGGGAGCUACACAUACCACCUAAAGAGGACAACUCACCAGCUGUUGCUCACAAUUCCAAGCUAAAGGUAGUGCUUCACACCAAAGAAGGAGAGCGUCUGUACCGAAUUUCACCUUGGGCAACGUAUGUUACUAGAGCUGACACAUCGGUUGUGUAUGAGUGGGCGUACUGGGAUCCUCCUCAUCCAUAUGUACAUAAACAUCCUCGGCCACAGAAACCCCGCAGUUUACGGAUAUACGAGUCACAUGUUGGCAUCGCAUCACCGGAGGGCAAAGUGGCAUCCUACAAAAACUUCACUUACAACGUGCUGCCUCGGAUAAAAGACCUGGGCUAUAACUGUAUUCAGAUGAUGGCUAUCAUGGAACACGCCUAUUAUGGUAGCUUUGGUUACCAAGUCACAAGUUUCUUCGCUGCAUCCAGUCGAUACGGCACUCCGGAUGAGCUGAAGGAGCUCAUCGAUGUGGCUCACUCUAUGGGCAUCAUGGUGCUUUUAGAUGUGGUCCAUAGUCAUGCUUCCAAAAAUACAGAGGACGGCCUGAACCGCUUCGACGGCUCUGAUUCCUGCUUUUUCCACAGUGGAAAUCGAGGAGAUCAUCCACUCUGGGAUAGCAGACUCUUCAACUACUCAAGCUGGGAGGUGCUGCGUUUUCUCUUGUCCAACCUGCGCUGGUGGAUGGAAGAGUACCGCUUUGACGGCUUUAGGUUUGAUGGGAUCACCUCUAUGCUCUACCACCAUCAUGGUGUCGGUUCAGGAUUUUCAGGCUCAUAUACAGAGUACUUUGGGCUCCAAGUUGAUGAGGACUCUCUAGUCUACCUCAUGCUUGCCAACCAUAUUUUACACACCCUGUAUGAGAACUGCAUAACUGUGGCUGAGGAUGUGUCUGGUAUGCCCAUGCUAUGCCGACCCGUGCAUGAAGGAGGCUGUGGCUUUGACUACAGGCUGGCCAUGGCUAUUCCUGACAAAUGGAUCCAGAUCAUAAAGGAGUUCAAGGAUGAAGACUGGAGCAUCGGCAACAUCGUGCACACUCUGACCAACAGGCGCUACGGCGAGAAAUGCAUUGCGUAUGCUGAGAGCCACGACCAGGCUCUGGUAGGAGACAAGACCCUGGCAUUCUGGCUGAUGGAUAAAGACAUGUACACCAACAUGAGCAGCUUAAUUCCCAUGAACGCUGUCAUUGACCGGGGCAUUCAACUGCAUAAGAUGAUUCGACUCCUGACACAUGCCCUGGGAGGGGAGGGCUACCUUAACUUCAUGGGUAAUGAAUUCGGUCAUCCAGAGUGGCUGGACUUCCCACGGGCUGGAAACAAUGAGAGCUACCAUUACGCACGCCGCCAGUUUAACCUGGUCGACACAGAUAACCUGCGCUACAGCCAACUGUACAACUUCGACCGCGACAUGAACCGCACAGAGGACAAGUAUGGCUGGCUUUCUGCACCGCCGGCGUAUGUCAGCACGAAACAUGAGGGUGACAAGGUGCUCGUCUUCGAGAGGGCCAAUGUCCUGUUUAUCUUCAACUUCCACCCGACCAACAGCUACAGUGACUACAGAGUGGCAGUGGGACCACCGGGAAAAUAUAAGAUCAAGCUGGAUUCUGAUGAGGUUCAAUACGGAGGCCAUGGCCGAUUGGACCACAACACUGAUUUCUUCACUGUGCCUGGUACUUAUAAUGAGCGGCCAAACUCCAUGCAGGUUUACAUUCCCUGCAGAACGGCUGUUGUUCUAGCCAACGAAGAAAUCGAUUACUGCUACUGAAACACAGUGAAAUUGAUACUCCGCAAAUGUCUCUCUCCGCUGCUUUCCAUCUAAAGUUUGUGCGUGAUACGCCAUAACAGCCUCGCUUCACCUGUUCUUCACCUAUCCCACUCACGUCAGUUUCCAAACACAACCUGAUUUGCUUUCAGGAUAACACACUGGAAUUAAUGUGCCGUAUAACGUAAUCGGCUAAAAGUAGUUUGUAGUGCAUCCAAAUGUUGCUGUUACACUGUGACACAUAGAAUCUUUUUUUCUUUAUGCACAGCACAUUGUAUCUAUUUGGUAUAAUAUCUGAUACUGUUAUUAAUCCAUUAAUUAAUGAUAAUCCAAUUAAUUAAUUUAUUAAAAAUUUAUAUAUGGCGUGUGGUAACAAUUGGCCUCAAUGUUGUGUUUAUAGGAGUACAUGAUGUUAAGAGAAACCCUCCACACAUAUUGUAUUAUACAGGAUUUUGUGUAGAAAUACUUUUAGAUUUAUAUUUUCAUGGCUGAAUUUAAACAACCAUAAAUUAGUCUGUGUGUUUGAUCUGAUGUAACAUCAUCUUUAGGUACAAGUUGCACUGAACUAUGAAGUCAUUUAUAAUUAUAUGAAAUAUAAACCUGUUUAGAAAACGCAAAGUCAAAAUGUAAAAAAAAAACACAUCUUUGUCACAUGGUUCAUGUGAACUUGUCAUCAGAAAUGAUCAUGCAAAAUGAUGCAAAAUGAGUUUGUAAAACGUUUGACACCAAAAAUAAUGAGCCUUUAUUAAACUGGAGUCUCAGUACCCAGUGUAAUCCCUGGGAGUGGCUUCAGAGCUGCUGUGAUGGGAUAAAGAUGUGAUCAUGAGGUUAUGAUUGUAUGUUAUCCUGUGAACAGCACAAACUGUAUGUCUAUUAUUGUACAUAUAGAUGAAAUACCUCCUGAUAUUUUUUGUUACUACGAAGAUUAAGUAAUCAUCCGAAUUAAGAUGCGUGAGCUGUUCACUCUGCAUUUAAUGUCUAUUUUUAAAUAAUCCCCCAGGUCUGAUUUAUGAUAUUUUGUAAAUUAUUAGGCUGACCAUAUUAAUUUUGUCUGCCUUUCAAUAUUUAAAAAACAAAAAUAAAACCACUUGACUAUGAAUGAUUAUUUGAUCUUAGUGGGAGGAUAUGAACUAAAUGUCAGACAGAUGAUUUAAAAACAAAAAACAAAACAAAAACACCAGUGUAUUCAUUUAAUAGGAAAAGCACAUCAUCUCUUAUGCAUUAGACACAAUUAUUUAUCUGCAUCUGUUUAUUAUAGAGAAAAUCCUGUUCAAUAUAACACCAGCUGAAUAUUCAGUUUAGAUCUGAAUGUCUGAAUGAAAUAUAUAACUAUAGACACUGUAUUAAUAGUGUUUCACUUUGUUGACUAUUUAGAGAAAUUCUAACAAGGAUUUGAUUGUGUUGUUUGAAUUAGGCCUAAAAUAAGGUGUUAGUUCAAAUAUAUUUACAUAUAAAUAUAAAUGUUAGAUAAGGAACCACUUACUUACCACUUAAAGUCAACCGUAAAUGAAGUGCUGGCACAAAUUUUCCUUCUGUGUAUUGGUCUCAUCUGUUAAAUAAAGCCUCACAGAAUUAUAAUGGGUAAAUGGGCAGCACGCUGUCCCAUUAUAAUUUUGGUCGAUUAUAAACUUUCUGUUGCCUGCCUUCCCUCUUCAACAACAGUGUUUCUCAUUAAUGUCGAGUAGCUACUUGAAGAUAAUGCUGGCCUGCUUUUGAAUCCUCUAAAGAGAAAGCAGAACAAAUCUGUGUGUAAAUACAUUAGGGGUUAUUAUGCUGAACCUGCUCUGCUGAAUAAAUAGUCUUUUUUCCUUUGCCCUUUUGUGUGUAAAGAGAUGUACCUCUCGAUCUGCUUUGUGUUCCCAUCAAGCCCCAUUGUCCCAUGAAAAAAAAUGAGAUGCUCAUAUAGAAGUUGUGUGUGUGUGUGUGUGUGUGUGUGUGUGUGUGUGUGUGUGUGUGUGUGUGGUAAUUUGUUUUUCCUUCAUACUGUUAAGUCAAAUCUGUUUUCAGAAAGCUAUUUGCACAUUGUUUGGUUUUGUUUUUCUUUUCCUGACAGAUGAAAGUGAGAUAAUUCAAUGUAAGUGGAUGUAAUCGUGUACAAAUUUCUGUGCAAAUGGAAUGUUUUUGAAUUUCAGUUUUCUCCUCGGGAUCAACACGGUUCUCCACAGUUUUCAGUUUUUUUGUGGGGAAAUAAAUAUAUUAUACACACAACAAA
Molecule: messenger RNA, 4413 nt
Organism: Silurus meridionalis
Lineage: Eukaryota; Metazoa; Chordata; Actinopteri; Siluriformes; Siluridae
Gene: gbe1b
Product: glucan (1,4-alpha-), branching enzyme 1b
Exons: 16
Coding region: 135-2204 (689 amino acids)
Biological process (GO): glycogen biosynthetic process
Cellular component (GO): cytoplasm
Molecular function (GO): cation binding; hydrolase activity, hydrolyzing O-glycosyl compounds; 1,4-alpha-glucan branching enzyme activity
Source: RefSeq, a predicted model, not a curated record